AUAGACAUAGCUUACUGCAAGGGCAGACUGUGUGGAUGCAACGUCUACCACUGCGGAAACAGGCAUAUAGAAGAGGGACAGAAAGUGUGUGGACCGUAUUUUAUUGCCGAUAUCUAAAAAGACGAAGCUCUACUCAAUAGGUGGAUUCUUUUUGUGGAACUUGAAAGUGUAUAUUUCCUUUACUAAGGGAUCAGAAAGACGCGUAGGUAGAUAUGGACUGUAGGGAGCCUAUUACUGCAGGGGAAGACGUGCCGGUGUUACCAUACGCCUAGUAGAGGGAAUUGGAAACGCACUACUCCGGACUUUUUUCGUGGAUGUUUGAUGAAGCGCUUUCCACCUUUUUCUAACUGCGAGAGACCUUGGAUUUACAAGGAACUGGGACCUAUCGGGGCUCUUAUUUGCGUUAGUUUCCUCUCGUUAAACGGAACUUUCACGAUUGAAGUAGUACGAAAAACAUGGAGACUGUAACUCGACAAAGCUUCCAACCUCAUCCAGGACUGCAACAAACUCUGAAGCAGUUUCACUUGAGUUCUAUGAGCUCGCUCGGCGGCCCGGCGGCUUUCUCCGCUCGGUGGCAACAUGACCUACUCUUCAAGAAGGAUGGUAAAGACCCGGAGCCCGUCCUUCACCUCCCCAUGCAGCCUCCGCCGGUGAUGCCGGGGCCUCUGUUCAUCCCCUCGGACCGCUCCACUGAAAGGUGCGAGACGGUCCUGGAGAGCGAGACGAUCUCCUGUUUUGUGGUCGGUGGCGAAAAGCGGCUGUGCCUGCCCCAGAUCCUCAACACCGUCCUGCGGGAUUUUUCUCUCCAGCAGAUCAACUCGGUGUGCGACGACCUCCACAUCUACUGCUCCAGGUGCACGGCGGACCAGCUGGAAAUCCUAAAAGUCAUGGGGAUUUUGCCCUUCUCGGCACCCUCGUGCGGCCUCAUCACCAAAACGGAUGCGGAGCGCCUCUGUAAUGCCCUGAUUUACGGGGGCACGUACCCACCGCACUGCAAAAAGGAGUUCUCUGGCUCUCUGGAGCUUGAGCUGACGGAGAAAAGCUUCAAGGUGUACCACGAGUGUUUCGGGAAGUGCAAAGGACUUUUCGUUCCAGAGCUCUACACCAGCCCGAACGCAGCUUGCAUUCAGUGCAUGGACUGCAGACUCAUGUACCCGACUCACAAGUUCGUGGUCCACAGUCACAAAUCGUUGGAAAACAGGACUUGCCACUGGGGUUUCGACUCCGCCAACUGGAGGGCAUACAUCCUUCUCAGCCAGGAUUACACAGGAAAAGAGGAGAAGGGACGUCUCGAGCACCUUUUAGAUGAAAUAAAAGAGAAAUUUGACUUCGCGAACAAGUACAAGAGGAAAGCCUCUACGGCGCCCGAUUCGAUUCCAGCCAAGAAGUCUAAAUAUGAAGACUUUGUGUUGCAGUCUCCAUCAGCUGAUAAGGAGAAGCAACCCGAAUGGCUACGAUCGCUCUCGGCCUCUGCGAACAAGGGUCUGAACUGUAUUCAGCCCAGACAGAGGCCGUCUGCGUUCCGGCCCUGGUCGCCCACCAUUUCUUCCAGCGAGAAGGAGACGCCCUCCCGCCUCCCGGCUGUGCUGCGUGACAGUUUUUACAACUACAAAAGCCUAGAGAGUUCUGUCGCGCCAAAUGUGGCCCUCACGCCCCUGCCGCUCCAGAAAGUGGGGCAGCUCUCCCCGUCCGCCCCCGGCACCUCCCACUCCAAUGGCAAUGAGGCCCUGGGAGAGGGUGGCAGCUCCAGGCCCAGGAAGAGAAGGAUGACAGGAGAGGCCCACCCCACCACAGAGCCCUCCUGCCCUCCGGCCACGGCCAGCAAGCCCCCCCAGGAGGACAAAGACUCCGAGGUGGAGGUGGAAGUGGAGAGCCGCGAGGAGUUCACCUCCUCCCUGUCCUCCCUGUCGUCCCCCUCCUUCACCUCCUCAAGUUCCGCCAAGGAUCUGAGCUCCCCUGGCACCCAGGCCCCCGCAUCUACGGUCACGUCCCUGGAGGGCCCCGCCCCCAUACCGGAGGGCCACGCCCCGGGCCUGGAGUCCGAGCUGGAGACCCUGAGGCAGGCGCUGGACAGCGGCCUGGACUCCAAAGAGGCCAAGGAGAAGUUCCUGCACGAAAUUGUCAAGAUGCGAGUCAAACAGGAGGAGAAGCUGGGGUCUGCCCUGCAGGCCAAAAGAAGCCUCCAGCAGGAGCUGGAGUUCCUGAGGGUGGCCAAGAAGGAGAAGCUGAGGGAGGCCACGGAGGCCAAACGCAACUUGCGGAAGGAGAUCGAGCGCCUGCGUGCGGAGAGCGAGAAGAAGAUGAAGGAGGCCAACGAGUCGCGGACGAGGCUGAAGAGGGAGCUGGAGCAGGCCCGGCAGCUCAGGGUGUGCGACAAGGGCUGCGAGGCGGGCCGUCUGCGCGCCAAGUACUCCGCGCAGAUCGAAGACCUGCAGCUGAAGCUGCAGCACGCCGAGGCGGACCGUGAGCAGCUGAGGGCCGAUCUGCUGCACGAGCGCGAAGCUCGCGAGCACCUGGAGAAAGUGGUCAAGGAGCUGCAGGAGGAGCUGUGGCCCAAGUCCGGCAGCAACGAUGCGGCAGCGGCCAAGGACACCCAGAAAUAACCGCCACGCAUCCACGCAGGGCAGAGACAGAGAGGACGGAGCAGAAGACGUAUAAAAAAAAAACACAGAGCAGAUUCAUAUUCACCUAUGAGCAUAUACAUCCAUACAUAGUGUAUAUGCAGGGGAAUGCAUCCUUUGUCCGGGGGGGGAGGGAAAGCAAGUAAAAGUAGAGAUCAGUACGUGUACCAGGAGGAAAUGCGUUACUAACAUAAGCACUGAAACGUAUCUCUCAUUCAAGAAAAAAACAUGAUGAAAUUAAUGAAAAAAUUUAUAUAUAGCACAAGAAAUUUGUUGUGCCUAUAUUUUCCCUGAAAAAAGAAAACUCAAAAAAAAAAAGAUUUUGGAUACAAACUUUUCUAUGAUGAAAAUAUUACUAAUGAUAGUAAUACUACCGAUAUGAAACCAUUACAAAACCAGUUUGAAAGAAGCGUGGUGGAGCAUGUCGUACAGCCUGAGGACGAGCAGCAGAGAGGAACAGGAUGGAUGGACGGGCUCCUCAUGGGGACAGGGCCCCAGAGUGUCCUUUUCAUUCUUCGUGAAGACAUUUGAGGAUUUCAUUUUGUAAUAAGCUAUUUAAAACUGCAUAGUAAGACUUGAGUAUAUAAGAAAAAAAAAGAAAACAUUUUCUUUGUUUGUGUUGAUGGAGCCUCAAAAAAAAGAAAAAAAAACUUGACAAGCAACAAGCAGGACAAGACUCCUACUAAAUGCCACCAUCUUUCAGCUGUUGGUGUAGAAGAAGAAGCCAUUUUUAACCACGGGAAAAAGGAAACCGAUUUUAUUUGCAUUUCUUUUCUAUUGGUGAUUAUUGGAGAAAUACAACAUGAUGAGGUUUACAGGAGACAGAGAAGGCAAGGCCGUGUUUGGCCAGGCCUUACUUUCAGUGUCCGUAUUUUGGAGAAAAAAAAAGUGUUGUGUUCUAGGCACCCUUUGAGAAUGAGCACUUCAUUUAGAUAUGGACAACAGUCAAUGCACACACACACACACACACACACACACACACACACACACACUCUCACACUCUCAC
Molecule: messenger RNA, 3627 nt
Organism: Megalops cyprinoides (Indo-Pacific tarpon)
Lineage: Eukaryota; Metazoa; Chordata; Actinopteri; Elopiformes; Megalopidae
Gene: skia
Product: v-ski avian sarcoma viral oncogene homolog a
Exons: 7
Coding region: 456-2603 (715 amino acids)
Biological process (GO): negative regulation of BMP signaling pathway
Cellular component (GO): nucleus
Molecular function (GO): RNA polymerase II cis-regulatory region sequence-specific DNA binding; DNA-binding transcription factor activity, RNA polymerase II-specific; SMAD binding
Source: RefSeq, a predicted model, not a curated record